Messenger RNA from Podarcis lilfordi (Lilford's wall lizard), 11555 nucleotides. The record is from the annotation of a GenBank genome assembly. Lineage: Eukaryota; Metazoa; Chordata; Lepidosauria; Squamata; Lacertidae.
UGCAUUUGCCAAAAAAGGCUCCAGCGUGACUUACAGUCCAACAUGGCCAAAGUGGAAAGUGGAAAAUCUAAACUUGGGCACCAAUUUCUAGACUGUUGUUCCUAUAUUGACCAGCUGGCACAGUUCUAAGACAAGAAGUGCAUGAUGGAUCUCCAACAAAGCUGGUGAAAUGAGGCCGGCUUCUUAUCUCUCUCAUUUAAUCCGAUGGAACGGCUGCCCCCAGGUAACAGUUGAGGGGAGAGAAGGCUUGAGGGAAGUCUGUCACCGCACAGCUGAUGGAGUGAGCUCUGCUUUUCAGCUCUCCCACUGCUGGAAUUUUAAAUAUAGGCAACAACCAUUUUGUGCAUGGUUUACAUUCCUGACCACCACCCCCCCACAGGUUUGCAGAGCACGCAUAAGUCUGCUCCACCCUGCCCCUUUUCCCAAGUUGCUGUGAUGUGCGCAUGUGCAGUCGAACACAUAUUGGACAAGCAUAAGACGGUCGUUGGCUGUAUGAAAAAAUUACAGAAACCUCAUCAGAGUAUGAGAAGGGCGGUAAUGUAGUACAGUAGUUGUUCAGAACGCAUUGGUGCAACACAGUACAGGAAAAUGCAAACAUACAGGCGCUCAGGCAUGUUGUAAGUCUCUUAAUUUUUUAAUAUAUAAAUACACUGAUUGGAUAAAACAGCAAUAUUGGAACAUAUUUGCACUUCUCAUCAGAUUUUUAAAAAACUCAUUUAAAUAAGUAAACAUUGAUAGAAUUAAAACUAUAUACCGGUAGUUUAUAUAUAGUUUAUAUAUAGACCUGGGGGUGCUCGUGUAAUCUCACUGUAUACAAGUUGUACAAGUGACAAAGUAUUUCAACAUAACUACAGAACUCGCUCAUACCUUUUCAUUUUCAGCACGUGGGCAAAACAGGAACAAAACAGCUAAAUGCUUAAAACGACUGCCAUUAAGGAUCACAGUUAACCCCGCGUGCUGAAAAUGAAAGCGUAUAGGCGAGUUCGCAUACAGGUGUGAAGAGGGGGGCAAGGGACGUCACCCGCCCCUUCCCACGUUUAUCAGAAUGAGGCGGCGAGAGUCCCGGCAGGUGCCUAGAAUGGACUGUACCACUUCGGAGAGCAGCUGGGGUGAGGAUUUUUUUUUAAAAAAUCAAUGUAAAAUAAUCAACAACAGAGAAACACAAAAACCCUCCCGCCUCCUGAUGCAAGCGCCUAUUUUCACCUGCAAAGAGUUGCUGUCGACACAGAGGCGGAGCCCCACUAACCCCCGGCAUCCUAGGACACACCUCCCUGCCUGGGUGUGUUAGAUCGGCCGGCCUUACCGCGAGGCCCUCAGGGGUUGGGGAGGCGCGGCGUCGACGCCCGCAUGCGCCCAGCUGCGUCGGGGGCGGGGCAACACGGCGCGCGCGUGCUCCUCUCCUCUCCUCCGCCCUCUCCUCCUUCCCCUCCCCAUCUUCCGUUGCGGCGGCGGCGGCGCGUGUGUGAGGCGCUGCUUGCGGCCUGCUGCUCAAGGUGAGUCCUGUGGCGGCGAAGGCGUGAGGUAGGUGUGGGGAGGGAAGGAAGGUUCGGCCUCCUUUUUCUUCCAGACCUCCUCCUGCCACUGGAAGGGGGAGAAGGGAAGAAGGAAAUCCCGCUAUAUCUUCUUCUUCUUCUUCUUCUUCUUCUUCUUCCUCUUAUUAUUAUUAUUAUCCAUGGCGCUCCCCCCCACCGCAAACUCUGAGGCAAACUCCUUAAUUCUCUUCAGCUUUGUGGGGUUGUAAGAGGCUCGCUAGCUCCACACACACCCUCAUCAUCAUCUUCAGGAUGGACCCAGGCUUGAUUACGUUCAGAUCCGUUUAUUAUCUCUUGUCAGAGGAUCCAUCCCGUUACGAACGCGCCUCUCACCUUCUGAGGUGGGAAGCCAGUUAUUGGGGGGGGGGGGCGGAGAGAGAGGGAGGGAGCAACGUAUGUCUUUAUGUAAAACCGGCAUACAGUGGUACCUCGGGUUACAUACGCUUCAGGUGACACACUCUGCUAACCCAGAAAUAGUGCUUCAGGUUAAGAACUUUGCCUCAGGAUAAAAACAGAAAUCGGGCUCCGGCGGCGCAGCAGGAGGCCCCAUUAGCUAAAGUGGUGCUUCAGGUUAAGAACAGUUUCAGGUUAAGAACAGACCUCCGGAACGAAUUAAGUACUUAACCUGAGGUACCACUGUAAAGGGUAAAGGGACCCCUGACCACUCUGGGGUUGUGGUACUCAUCUCGCUUUAUUGGUACAGCUUCCGGGUCAUGUUGCCAGCAUGACUAAGCCGCUUCUGGUGAACCAGAGCAGUGCACGGAAACGCCGUUUACCUUCCCGCCAGAGUGAUACCUAUUUAUCUACUUGCACUUUGACGUGCUUUCGAACUGCUAGGUGGGCAGGAGCAGGGACCGAGCAACGGGAGCUCACCCUGUCGCGGGGAUUCGAACUGCCGACCUUCUGAUCGGCAAGUCCUAGGCUCUGUGGUUUAAUCCACAGCGCCACCCGCGCCCCUUGAAACCGCAUAGGAACCCAGUUAAUCGAUGAAUGGUAAAUGGCAGCAGUGCGCAAGGCAUCCUCAUUCAUGCCUGCGUGCUUUAUGUGCCCGGGAGCGGACUUAGAAAACCGCCCCAGCGGAGCUUCCGCGUCCGAUUAGGCGGGUUGCGAGGAGGCGGGCGCAGCUCGUGGCCGUGUAAAAAACACACACGUAGGAUGGGGCGCCUGGAGGGACAACGUAGUUUGAAAGCAGCGGGGACGGGGUUUGCUGCUUUUAGGGGUGGUGAUUCAACGAGGCUGGGUUUCUAUAGCAUUCAGUUGGGCUCUACCCAUUCCUGGUAGAACUAUCCCAUGUGAGAAGACCUCUUUUCUGGGAUUUGGGAUAGGUUUAUUUGGAAUAAUGAAAGGGCACCCAUUCUAGAAUCUUUUGCUUCCUUGUAACACUUCCAGGAGGAUUCUUGUGCAGCAUAUAUAUCUUCAAAGCAUAUUAGGUGGUACUGACAUGGAGAAAACUGUAUCUUUUCAGAUAUCAAGUCAUGAUUGAUGGACACUUUUUUUUAAAAAAAAAAGUUAUAUCUUCUAAAAAAUGCUACCUGUAAGUAGAUAAUUAGUUCACUGUGCUAAAACACUUAUCAUUGAUUUAAAUUUUACUUGACAGGAGACUUUUAUUUUGAGAAACAUUUAAAAAAAAUAGUAGUUCCCCUCUGCUAUUUGAGAUAGAAUGCUCCAUUCCAUUUCCUGGGAUUCUAACAACCUCAUUCUGCUUAAUGUGUUGUCCAGAUGUGCAGGUAUCGAUAGCAGUGUUCGAAACUCCCAUUGUUUUAGCACAUUUUGCGAUGCAAUUUCAUUAGCACGAGCAGUUUCUGAACUCUGGGCACUGUACUGUGCCUAGGAUUUCAGAAUAAAACUGCAGAGUGGAAGGAAAGGAUGACCUUUUUCUGCCUCCCCACUUCCAGCUACUCUCUGAAGACUGGAGAAGAAGAAUAUUAGGGGGUUGGGCAGGGGAAGGUCUAGACCAGGGGUCUGCAACCCGCGUCUCCAGAGCCGCAUGUGGCUCUUUUACACCUUUGCCAUGGCUCCGGGGCGGAUACUAGCGAGGGGAGGAGGCGCAUUGUGCGCCCCGACACUCCCCACUGUGGCGGGUGCUGUGCUGGCUGUGACGUCGCAUGGGGGCGGUGUAUGCGUUAGUCAUGCACCGUCCCGACGUCACCUUCCCGCCCGCCCGCUACAUUGUAAGGGGCAUGUACGCUGGUCACUGCAUUGAAAGGGGGCAUGUACGCUGGUCACUGUUUUGAAGGGGAGUGAAGAACACACACACACACAAAAAAGGUAACUUGUUAAUUUAACGUUUAUUUCUAUGAGGAGGAGUAAUUCUGAGGGGUCAAACAAAGAAAUAAUAAAAAAAGUGACAAAAAAGUUAUUUUUAUAAUGACGAGUUUUGCGGCUCCCAGUUUUUUUUUCUUCGGAAACUGGUCCAAGUGGCUCUUUUUAUCUUAAAGGUUGCAGACCCCUGGUCUAGACCAUGUGAAAUCAAACAAAAUAUUUUAGCUGAAGUUCAUUCAUUUUCAGCUUUGUAUUCUUGUUAUUAAAAAGUGUGCCUAGACAUUCUGUUGUUGCUCCCAUAACCUGGGUUUAAGGUGCCAUUUAGCGCCUAGUUUUCGUAUCUCAGUUUCUAACGCUGAUUGAUAGGGAGGGCAAUAGUCACAUAUCCUCCAAAACUGCUCCCUUCCACUGAGAGGGAGCUUUUGGCAAAUGGGAGGGAAAACUGUCAGUCACUUUUACACGUUCCAUUGAAAUACAGUGGUACUUCUGGUUACAGACGCUUCAGGUUACAGACGCUUCAGGUUACAGACUCCGCUAACCCAGAAAUAGUACCUUGAGUUAAGAACUUUGCUUCAGGAUGAGAACAGAAAUCGCACAGCGGUGGCAGGAGGCCCCAUUAGCUAAAGUGGUACCUCAGGUUAAGAACAGUUUCAGGUUAAGAACAGAGCUCCAGAACGAAUUAAGUUCUUAACCCAACGUACCACUGUAUAGCAUAUAGAAAUAUAUCUGUUUUGGGAAAGAAACUAAAAUUGCAAUCCUCAGGAGCAAGUGCAGUUCUUAUUUUCUGUUUUCUUAAUUGUUUAUGUUUCUCAUACAAUCAAUCGCAUUCCCAUUCUUUUUAAAUACUGGUGCUCUGUCAUUUUUAGGUCUGGUUCACACAUCAGACUAAGUCAAACCAUGGCUUAAUAUGAAUACAUGAGCUCCCAGAGAGAAGAGCCACUCCUCCCCAGUUGUUUCACUGCUGCACUGAGCUAAACCAUAGUUUGGACUAGAUGAUCCUUGAGGUCCCUGCCAACACUACAGUUAUAUGAAUUAAGCUCCUUUUUGGAUUUAAACAUAAUAUUCUUAACAACAAAUGCAAAAGAAAGAUCAGGAAAAGCAAAAUAUUUUUUCACUUGACUGAUUCACUACUUGUCUGGUGUGUGUGUGCGUCUUGCCAUUAAAUUUUCAACAGGUUUCUAAAAAAAAAGUUCACAAGAUAUUAAAAUGGUAGCUUGCUCUAAUUUAAAUAAUUCAGUAGUGGCAUUUAUGAGUAUGUAUUUCAUGUGAUCAACAUGUCCUUACAACCUACUGUUCAUGGAGUGGGGCAUGAAAUCCAAGUUCAGUCAGCCAUUAAGUAGAUGAAAAAUCUUUUGCAUAGACCUAUUUGGUUGGCACACAUUAUUCUUAAAUCGGUAUUUUAAUUGAGUGCUAUUGUAGUCGUAGGAGAGGUACAAGCUGGAAGGAAUGGAAAGCCAGCCAGAGUACAAAGAUUUGCCCAUUUUCACAUACUGCUUACAUAGUUUCGAAUUUAUCUUCUCAACAAUGACUGUUGCUCUGUGAUUAAAACUUGUGAUUUUAAGGAUAAAACUGAAUUUUCUGAAAUUCAGAUUGUGGGACAAAGGAGUCUUGGCCUGACUCUUGCAGUAGGCCCUGAUCCCAGAACUUGGUGACCUAGGACCCUUUUGAAGAACACUCUCCUUCAUGUCUCUCUAGGCAACAGGUCAGAGAGCUCUUACAGAGAUGCUGUGCUCCAGAAUGCAUCCCUUGCUUUCAAGUGAAUAACCUCCAACUGACUGGUUAUUUCUGGGUUCGCCAGAGGCAACACUCUCACAACUGUAUUGUCUCACGGAAAUUAUUCCAGUCAUCGAAAGGUCAGACAUUUGAGCUGGAAUGGUGCAUGAGGCCAUAUGGGUCAACUAGUACUUGAUCAGGAAGCCUGUGUUUAUAAGCAGUUUCAGAGUACAUUGAGUAUAUUGGGAAAGAUCCAGGAAUAUGUAGGUUGUUUUUCUCCAGGGACAACCCCUAGUGAGCAUUGCAAUCCAGAUGUACAUGCUACAACCCACCCACCCCUUUUGCUGAUCCAGUGCUGCACUGUGUCAACAUUGUCAAUUGGUGAGGAGCCAGUGCAGGUGUAAAUACUGCAUAUCUGUACAGCAACACGAAUUUUCAAACUUAAUCCCCAAAUUAAUUUUGUCUGGUCCUAGUUCUCCCCUUGAUUAAUGCCUUAUGAUGAUGACUAACGUGAAUAUGAUUAUAGCUGAAGUUCAGGGAACAAUACUUUAGGUGAAACAAUGCCACAUUUCAAAAAAUACAUAUUAUUGACUACAUUGGCUUAAGAGUUACUGCUUCUCAGUGGCUUUUAUACCAUUGACCAUGGUAUCCUUCUGGAGCAGUUGUCCAGGUUAGGGGUGGGUGGCACCGCUUUGCAGUGGUUCCUGUCCUAUAGUUCCUGCCCCAUGAUGCCUUCAUUGUGGGGUUUCUCAGGGUUUGAUUUUAUUUCCCAUGCUGUUUAACAUCUGCAUGAAAUCACUAAGUGAGAUCAUCUAGAGUUUUGGAGCAUAUUGUCAGCAAUAUGCUGCUGAGACACAGCUCUGAUUCUCCUUUACAUCUGCAGGUGUGGCAGUGAAUGUACUGAACGGAUGUCUUGCCUCCGUAAUGGACUGGAUGAGAGCCAAUAAACGGAAGCUCAAUCCAGAUAAGACUGAGGCACUGUUAGUGUGUUCUCUGGAUCAGUUGGAUGGGAAAUGGCUUGCUAUUGAUGUGGUUCGCUUCCUCUGAAGGAGCAAGUCCACAGCUUAGGGGUGCUUCUGGAUCUGUUGCUGUUGCUUGAGGCUCAGGUAGCCUCUGUGGCCCAGCUGUGCCCCUAUCUGGUCUGGGAUAGCCUAACUUCUGUCAUUUAUGCUCUGGUAACCUCUAGGCUAGAUUACUGCAACAUGUUAUACAUGAGGUGCCUCUGAAGACAGUUCAGAAACUUCAGCUGGUGCAGAAGUGGCUGCUGGUUAAUAAUCAGUGGCUGCUGGUUAUUUUUCAGGCCCAAUUCAAAGUGCUGACUUUGACUUAUAAUUUCUGUAGCGUUAAACAGCUCUGGGCCAUAAUAAUUCAAGGACCACUUCUCCUCUGCCCCAAACCCUGCAGUCACAAUCUGAGGCCCUUCUUCAUGUGCUUCCUCCACAGAGGAUGGCACCAUGAGAACAGCCCUUUUCUGUGGUGGCCCCCCCGCGUGUGGAAUGCUUUCCCCAGGGAGGCUCUCCAGGCGCCUUUGUUACAUAUCUUUGUUACAACUCCCAUAACCCUGGACAAUCAACUGUGCUGGUUGGGGCUGAUGAGAAUUUCGAGUGCAAUACAAUGGUACCUCGUGUUACGGACGGGAUCCGUUCUAGAGACCCAUCCGUAACGUGAUAUGCCUGCAACUCGAAGUGCUGUGUCUGCGCAGGUGCGCAGCGUAAUUUGGCGCUUAUGCCGCAAUUUAGCGUUUCUGCGCAGGUGUGAGCAGCAAAACCCGGAAGUAACCUGUUCCGGUACUUCUGGGUUGCCGCAGGACGUAACGCGAAAAGACGCAACAUGAAGCAGAUGCAACGUGAGGUAUAAGUGUAUCUGAAAGGCCAGAGGUUACCCACUCCUGGUGUGUAUUAUACAAGAGAGCACCUCUUCUUUAAAUCUCUGCCUAUGUGACUGAUUAAUAUUUCAAAGCAAGGAGAUCCUAGUCCUCAAAUUGUUGUUAAUUAAUUCAUUUGUCUCCUCCCACAUGUGUCUCAAGGUGAUUUACAAACAGAUCAUAAGAAUAGUUUGUGCUUUGCAUAGUUACUCUAAUCUGAUUAGGUUUCUUUUGAUGCUUGAUUUAUUUCUUCCUUCAGAUGUUUCCUCUGUUGUAAGAAGUUGUGUAGUUGACAGUUCUUCAGCUUCUAAUGAAGAAUCCGUCUAGUAAUUUGGAAGACCCGGUUCUUUUCCUCACAUUUUAUUAUGUAAACCCAGAGAGGAACAUAUCUAAUAUAUAAUUAAGUCCAAUUUGAAAAUAACACAAGAAUAGACCCUUGGUUGUAAAAUGUCAUUCAGCAGUUUAUCAAAGGCUGAAAUGGUGAGAGAACUGCCUCAUCUUUUUCUGUCCAGUCAUAUCACUUUCGAUUCCAAAGGUGAGAUUAAAAUUGUUUGACGUUGCAAUGAAAGUUUCAUUUCUUUUCCUUCAGGAACAUGCAAUGACAAACAUGCAUUUUGACUAGCUACAAAACUAGGCAAAAUGUGUUGGUUCCUGAGAAAGGAAAUUCUUCAACAGCAAAGCAGCCACAGUGGAUUCAUAUCUAUGUUCCCCUGUUGUUCUUCUGACUUUGAUCCAUAGAUAGUAUCCUCCCCAGUGUUUUCAAAUAGCACAAGUGCUGCUGGCCCAAGAUCUCUCAGUCUGGUUUCAGGCAAUUUCCCCCCUCACACUGCAGUUGUGUGCAACACAGCCCACACGGUUCAGGAGCGGGGCCCAACCCUAUGGAGAGUGUUUUUUCAAGGGAGGAAGAGAAAAGAAAGAUUAGUUAUUCAAGUUGCCUUGCUUGUGCAACUAGUGGAUUAAACUAUACUAAUGCCCAAUUUGGGCACCUACAUAUAAUAAAGGCAUGCAACAAGGAAUACCCAACAGUGCAGAUAAAUUACAUUAAAGAAUUAAUUGCAGCAAUCUAACACAAACCAGCACAAGCUAAUCUAAAUAGAUGGGCCUUUUACCCUGAAAAAUCCUGUUGUGACUGACAGGAGUCAGAAGUCUUCCAGUGAGACACAAUCUCUAGUUUGUGGAAUGAUUUGUUACUUAGAGCCUUAAGACUCGGCAAAAAUCAUCUUGCUGAUCACGUUGAUGCACAGCAAGGGUGGUUAAAUUAUUGACUUGUGGUCUGCAUAUAUAUCUUCCCAUCUAACUCACUGUAAAGGAGCUUCAACAAGUUUAUCAUUUUUCUUUCUUUUCUUUUUUCUUUCACUUCGUUUAGACUGAAGCAAAAUGAAUGAACAUCCAAAGAAGAGGAAAAGGAAGACUCUACACCCCUCACGCUAUUCAGGUAGAUCAAUAUGUUUACCUAUUUCAUUUACAGAAAGCUAUUAGUUAUCUUGUGAACAAAGCUGGUAAACAGUCACAAGAUACAUUUUGAAAUGGGUGGGUAAACAGUAGUUUAUUUUUCAAAACUAAGCAUCAACUAGGACAUAUAUCUUUCCCUAUUCCCAUUUAAAAUGUACCAGUUUAUUGAAUCUGCAAAACAUGUCUUUUGCAUAUAAUAUAUGUAGUUAUAAUGUACGUUCAGUAUAAAAGCGGCAAACCUUUAUGGUUCUCGAUUACAGUAUGACUGAAAUAGAAGUUUGUCCAGGAACUAUAGUGUUGUGUACAACACACAGUAAUGCUCAUUGGUGUCUGAAGUAGCACCACUGCUGUCACCAUAGUAUCAAACAAGGAGCAAAAGGAUUUAUGUAUGCUAUGUUAGCAUUGUUGCUUCUAAGAGAAAUAUGCUAAAUAAUAAUUUAUUAUCUAGGCUAUUCUGAGAAAAGGCAAGGUGAUGGGAUUGAGGGGGAGUCAGAGCCCUCCGUCCUAUAAAGCCAUAACUGCCACUGAAAUACCAUCAAUUUACAGUAUUUCUGGAUUCCUUUGUUAACUUUGUUAAUUUAUUUGCUGCAGGGAAUUUUUCAGCAUUGGUCAUCAGUGCAAAGUAUAUAAGUUGUAGUUUCUGUACAUUGCAUCAGAAAGCAGCAAAAAAAAAAGUGUGUCGAGCUAAUGCUUGCCUUUCCUUCUAACUGUCUAGAUUCUUCAGGCGUCCCAAAAUACAUAGACAAUAGUGGCAUAUUUUCUGACCACUGCUACAGUGUGUGUUCUAUGAAACAGCUAGACUUGAAGGUUUCUGAUAAUCGAGGUAAGGUUUAGCAUCUUGCUUUUUUAAUUCACAUAUGUGAUCUCCUUGUCCAUAACUCAGUAGAACUUGGUUUGGUCUAGUACAAAGCUAAUAUUUCUGUCCAUUGCACUAUGAUACAUUUUUGUCAGGUCACAUUAAAAUGGCAAAAGAAAAACCUGUGCGUCUGAUUUUCAUCUUGCAUAUCUUUUAUUUCCUUUUUGCAGAUAAACCUGCCAAUAAUGGGAUUUUUAAAGACACAUGUGAGUCUCCUAUCUUCAAUGACAGCUUAACUGAAGAGGAGAAACCACUGGAUAUUCAGACUGUAGAAAUUUCUACUACUGAAGUCCAGGCUGUUGAAGUUCAUGACAUAGAAACUCAAACUAUUUCCCCAGAGAAGCUUGAAGCGGAGGAAACGGAGGAAAUCCCAGUUGAAAGCUGCAAAGUGCUUGAGAAAAACCCUCCCUUGAAUGUCACCAUUCAGCCAAAAUGGCCUCUCUUACGGGCCAACAGCAGUGGCUUAUACAAAUGUGAGCGCUGCGCAUUUAACAGCAAGUAUUUUUCAGAUUUGAAGCAGCAUCUUGUCCUGAAGCACAAGGCAUGUCCUGAGGGCAACAUCUGCCGGGUAUGUAAAGAAACGUUCUCCUCUAAAAAAGUGCUUAUUGAACACUUAAAAAUCCAUGAGGAAGAUCCCUACAUUUGCAAAUACUGUGACUACAAAACAGUAAUGUUUGAAAACUUGAGCCAGCAUAUAGCAGACACACACUUCAGCGACCACCUUUACUGGUGUGAGCAGUGCGACGUCCAGUUCUCCUCCAGCAGUGAGCUGUACCUCCAUUUCCAGGAGCACAGCUGUGAUGAACAGUACCUGUGCCAGUUUUGUGAGCAUGAGACAAGUGACCCUGAGGACUUGCACAGCCAUGUGGUGAAUGAGCAUGCAGGCCGGCUGAUUGAGCUGAGCGACAGCUACCACAGCAGGCAGCAGCAAGGCCAGUACAGCCUGGUCAACAAAAUCAGCUUUGACAAAUGCAAGAACUUCUUUGUGUGCCAAGUAUGUGGCUUCCGCAGCAGGCUUCAUACCAAUGUCAACCGGCAUGUGGCAAUUGAGCACACCAAAAUAUUCCCCCAUGUUUGUGAUGACUGUGGGAAGGGCUUUUCAGGCAUGCUGGAAUAUUGCAAACAUUUGAACACUCACAUGUCGGAAGGGAUUUAUUUGUGUCAAUAUUGUGAAUAUUCGACAGGGCAGAUUGGAGACCUCAAAAUUCACUUGGACUUCAGGCAUUCGGCUGAAUUGCCUCACAAGUGCACUGAUUGCUUGAUGAGAUUUGGAAAUGAAAAAGACCUUUUAAGCCAUCUUCAAAUUCAUGAAAUUGCUUGAUUGUUGUUGUUGUGUGUGUCCCUGUGUCAGAAUCUAGCUCAGAAUAUUAGAAUUUAAACAUGUUUUCCACAUAUGCUAUCCUUGAAUGAACUUCAAAUGAAUCUACUCCUAUGUCACUAGGAAAGAAUCACUAUAGGCAGAGGCCUACUUGUGAUGUAGCCCUACUUGUGUUCAAUAAUAAAUCCUGGCUCUAAUGGAAACCAGGGCUUUGAACUUGCAGCCCUGUAGGGUGAGCUGGCUGCAGACCCAACCCACCAGCUUUCUUUACACACACUAUGCAGAUUGUUCAAGAAAUGUUUGGUGAAUUUUCAAGCAGUGCAAUCAAUGACUUCGUCUCUGCAUUUUUGGGUUUCCUGACCAGGAUUUCUGCAGGUAGAAAAUAAGCACAUCAGUGAAAACAGCUGUUGAGUUGGGGUGGGAGGGGGAAGUUGUGUGUGUCAGUGAACCUGUUAAUGCAUAAUAGCAUGUGCAGUUGGUGUAUGAAGAUAACAUAGUAUAAAGUUGUUUUGUACCUAUGGGGGGGGGGGAACAAAAAUAAAUACUCAGAUAUGUGUA